UGCCAUUCAUGCUUUCAAGGCGCUCAAGGAGGACGUGAUCGUGCCAACGUUACCUCUAAUAGUCUGGAUAGAAAGCAGCAUGCCAGGACAACAAGCGUUCAUCUGUGGCCUCUCGCACGAGGUGACCAUAGCAGUCCUUCCCAGACUGAACACGGAGGAGCUGAUGUUCGAACUCAACAGGAGGAUUAAAGAUCUAGACACAGAUAACAGCAUCAAGGACAGGUUGGUCAGUAUCCUUAAGGAUUUGAUGUUGGAGGAAUACCGUCAGUUGAAGAAGUCACAGGUCAGUUCUGCAGACGACAUGACGAUGAAGACCGAGGAUGAAGCAGCCAGGGCUCGUCAUAACAACGAACUGAACAAUAUUGCAAGUACGCAAGGUCUAGAUACAACCAAUUCAAUGGAUGCUUCUCGCUCAGAUAAGCCCCCGGAAGGCGAUCAACCCUGUGAUGAAGCACCCUUGGCUUCUCGUCAACCGACUCUCGACAACGGUGACAUACAUAAGCGGGAAAGUCCUAUGCCCGAACAAAAUCAAAUCGGGCAAGUUUCUAUACCGCCCAACCCGGAUCAUGCUAAAAGCUGUACGGACGACAGAGACACUGGUUCCAUCAACAGCGGGCAUGACCAAGGCCAUAUGCAGAGUAACCAGCCCAUUGAUUAUCCAAUUUACGAUAUUUCAACCGAUUUUAAGCCCUACGCGUGUAAGGUAUGCGGAUUAAGAACAAUGUACCGACAAAAUCUGGCCGCGCACAUGCGGCGUCACAAAGGACGAAAGCCCUUCCUGUGCGGCGAAUGUGGCUACAGGGCAUACCAUAAGUUCCGUCUUGUAGAACACAUGCGAACGCACACUGGGGAGAAGCCGUUCAAGUGCGACCAAUGCGACUACAAGACGGCAUACAAAGUCGACCUGGUUGCUCAUUUGAAAAAGCACGCAGGUGAGGAACCUUACAGAUGUAAAAUCUGUGAUUACACGACAUAUCGAAAACCUGACAUCAAGAAGCACACAAUGAGGUGCCACGCUGGUGUGAAACCCCACAAAAAUAAAAACAAAAAGAAGAAAAAAUGACCUCACAUACUUGACGUAGGAGAAGUCUCCCCGGUGAAAGACCCUACUGUUGUCAAAAGUCUGACUUCAAUGCAAGCGUAAAGAGUAGAAUCGUCCUAAUCUCCAAGCAGAUCAUCCAUGAACAAGACUGUAUCCAAGGGGCCGAUCGCAACUAAAACACUAUCCAAUUGCCCUGGACAAAUUCGGAGUAGCAUUGUGUCUCAUCGGAGAGACACGCACCAAUGAAAAUAUUGCCAGUAACCAACCAGAUAUGAGACAUCCUUAACAUUUCUUGCACUGCAACUAUUGAUGCAAUUUGUAUAAUAAUUGCCCAUGAUCGCGUACUAUGUUUUAAUAAGAAAUAUUGUUUCUAUAGUUUGUCUUUUUUGUUCACUCAAAAUGAUGUAUCACAAAUUUCGUGUUCGUAUUUGUAUUUACAGAGAAGUCAAAGUAAGCAGAUCGAUUUUAACAAUACGUAGUUGGCAUGUAUUCUUUGAAUAACGUUACAUUAUUUAUCUGUGCGUAGCUGUUUAGUAACAAACGACAUAG
This is a messenger RNA of Branchiostoma floridae (Florida lancelet), 1591 nucleotides long. Its product is annotated as zinc finger protein 37 homolog. The coding region runs from base 80 to 1063 and encodes 327 amino acids. The transcript has 2 exons. Gene Ontology annotation, biological process: regulation of transcription by RNA polymerase II. Gene Ontology annotation, molecular function: RNA polymerase II transcription regulatory region sequence-specific DNA binding; DNA-binding transcription factor activity, RNA polymerase II-specific. The record is from RefSeq and is a predicted model, not a curated record. Gene Ontology annotation, cellular component: nucleus. Lineage: Eukaryota; Metazoa; Chordata; Leptocardii; Amphioxiformes; Branchiostomatidae.